This is a messenger RNA of Anarrhichthys ocellatus (wolf-eel), 1275 nucleotides long. It is a transcript of the gene gfral, whose product is annotated as GDNF family receptor alpha like. Gene Ontology annotation, cellular component: signaling receptor complex; external side of plasma membrane. NCBI's taxonomy places the organism in Eukaryota, Metazoa, Chordata, Actinopteri, Perciformes, Anarhichadidae. Bases 20 to 1207 code for a protein of 395 amino acids. Gene Ontology annotation, molecular function: signaling receptor activity. Gene Ontology annotation, biological process: nervous system development. The transcript is spliced from 9 exons. The record is from RefSeq and is a predicted model, not a curated record.
CAGCUUUACAACAGCUACCAUGCAACUGAUACAUCUGGAAGCUGUGGUCAUACUUGGGAUUGUGAUUCCUCAGAUUUCCAGCAUCAGCAAUUCAUCUCCACCUUCUGACUGUUUGGCUGCUGUGUACACCUGCAUGUCAAAUCUAUGCAAGUGGAGUGAAGAGGCAUUUUACGACGGUGUCUGUGAGGAUGAAGGGUGCAAAAUAAAAGGCUCAGAGGUCUGUAACUUGACCAUCCAGACUGUACUGGACCAAUUUCCCUCUUUGCACGGGUGUGUGUGUGCCUGGGAGGAGGAGCUUUGUGACUCUAUACAAGUGCUGGCCACACAAUGCCACCAAAAGCCAGCUGCUCAGCAGAGGAGGAGCUCAGUGAUGGACUGGCAGUCAAGCAGUUUAAUAGGCAAUGUAUACAAUAAUUCGGCAUCCUGCUUCGACCAAAUGGGAAUUUGUGUCAGUGAUGCAGUGUGCAAUAAGUACCUAGCACCUGUCCUUCAGGCAUGCACGGUACAGUGCGACCGUGACCGCUGUCAGCCAGUGACUCAGCAGUUCUAUGGCAACAUGCCGCACAAUGUUGCAGAGAUGCUGGUCAUGUGCGAGUGUGAGACUUCAGAUCACACCUGCCUGGAAAUGACAACUGCUCUGCACAGCGGUACUUGUGGAGGCCAGACCUGGAUCUGCCAGGAUACAGUAAACCAGUGUGUUGAGGACAGUAACUGCAGAGACCUAUUGAAAACCUUCCGAGCGAAAUGCUGGAGCCCUGAAGACUCCCAAUGCAGCCACAGUGACCUCCAAAAGGAUGAAUGUAUCUCCCAGAUGGAUCCAGCUCUCAUCCGUGGUGCAGAUCCUGAAUGUAAAAUUGCCUUCUUGGCCACUUUGGGCACACCACUGCACUAUCCUUGUGCAUGCGAAGGAAUGCGCAAUGAUGAUCUACUGUCAUGCAACAUGAUUCAUGAUGUGCUUCAUAAUAGAUCACACUUCAUGACACCUUGGAAAAGCAGCAGUGGUCCCACUAAACCUCCUGAAAUCGAUGAAUCUGAGCAAGGUCCCACAUGGUCACGUGAUUAUCUGGUGUAUGCUUUUGCCACAGUGCUACUUGUUGGAGUCGUUAUAAUAAUAAUGCCUCUGGCUGUUGCCAGUAAAAUAUGGAUGUUGACAAGAAAAGGCAAAACUAAAUUUCACCAUCCGCAGAAAAGUGACUGUGUUCUCUGAUGCUCGUUCAUCUGUUAGAUAAUACAGAAAUGAUUAUACACAGAUACUUCAUCACGGUAGCAUUGUGA